Molecule: messenger RNA, 2764 nt
Organism: Penaeus chinensis
Lineage: Eukaryota; Metazoa; Arthropoda; Malacostraca; Decapoda; Penaeidae
Gene: dnt
Product: tyrosine-protein kinase Dnt-like
Exons: 14
Coding region: 115-2016 (633 amino acids)
Biological process (GO): axonogenesis; protein phosphorylation; cell surface receptor protein tyrosine kinase signaling pathway
Cellular component (GO): signaling receptor complex
Molecular function (GO): protein kinase activity; ATP binding
Source: RefSeq, a predicted model, not a curated record
UGCGAAUCUCCGCCCCCUUUCUUGCGUUCCCCGCCCAUCCCGCCCACUUUCUCUCGCCGCCCACGAAAAAUGACGCUGAUAUUAGGCGGAUGAGGUCCCGCCCAUGAGGCCAGGAUGGCAAGCGAGGGCGUGGACGGUGGUGGGCGUGAGAAAGGACAACGAUGGUGGUGGUGGGCGGCCGCUGUGGUGUUGAUGGGCGUGGUGUGGGGCGUACCAGGGGGGGCGCACGCCAACAUCGACCUCUACAUGUCGAGUCAGGAGACGCAUCGGCUCUUGGGUCUAAUGGCAGAGCUGUACUAUGUGAGAGAAGGAGUGAUCAACAGCUAUGCCCUUGACUUCAUCGUGCCAGUGCCAGCUAACUUUACCUUCAUCUACUUCACUUGGCACUCGCUAAUCAAACGCCCGAUGCAGUACAUGGCCCACAUCGAGUAUGACAACGGGGAGGCCAUGGCACUUCCACAGCUCAACAUUUCCAACAAAGGGGUCGUCCCUAUAAGACCUGAGACCUUCAAGGUGUCGCUGCCGUGCACAGGCAGGGUGAGCGCUGAAGUGACGGUCAACUUGCACCUGAACAUCACCACUCACAGCCGGAACCACAACCUCACCAACAUCACCAUCAAGAGGAAGAAAAUCUGUCUGAAAGAAGAGUUCGCCCCCCGGAACGAGAGCAUCUACCUUCGCCCGGAAUGGAUGUCCACGUCCUUGGGUACCCUCUACGUGGCUAUGGGAUGCGCGUGCACCUUCACCGUGCUGGUCAUCACCGUGGCGUCCGUCCUCUAUCUCAGAGUCAAGCGGGCUCGGGACCAGUCCCUGACGUGUCGAUACUACAGCGGCCCGGGCUAUGUAGGCGACACCAGUACCUCUCAGGGCGGCGGAGGGGGCAGAGGCGCAGGCUCUUCCCUCAGAAGUAAUUCCUAUGCCACCAUCGCUUCCUUCAAGAAAGUUCACAUCCUCUCCCACGAGGUGUGUGCAGAGAGUGGCAUGGGGGAGUCACUCCACUAUGCCUCUUCCCCACUCUCUCAGGUCUACUCCCAACCCUACUCCCCCGCCCACUCCCUCCCUGCCUCCAGGCAUUCCCACGCCUCUUGCUGCGCCUCAUCACUCCACUCCCAGGCUUCUUGGCGCGACCCCCGGCACACAGACCCCAGCGAGAGGGUGAGGCAGCUGGCGAUCGACCGAUGGAAGGUGGAGGUCGGGGAGGUGGUCCAGGAGGGCACAUUCGGGCGCGUGUACCGGGGCGUGUAUCGGGACCCAUACGCCCGCGCCGCCCUCACAGUCAUCAUCAAGACCGUCUCAGGAGAGGCGUCUUCAGCCCAGGCCCGGUUGCUGGUGCGAGAGGGUCUCCUGCUGGCGGGUCUUCAUCACCAGCACCUUCUGCCGGUGCUCGGGGUCUGCCUCUCGGACCCGCGCCAUCCGCUGCUCCUCUAUCCUCAUCUGGGCCUCUCCAACCUCAAGACGUACCUGCUGGGCUGCAGCCGCGGAACAAGCGAGGGUGUGAAGCUGCUCACGAGGGACCUGGUUCACAUUGCCAUCCAGGUGUGUCUCGGCCUCAUCCACCUCCACCAGCAGCGUCUCCUCCACAAGGAUGUCGCCACGAGAAACUGCCUCAUAGACUCGGAGCUGCAGGUUCGCGUGUCAGACACCGCCCUUGCUCGCGACUUGUUUCCACAGGAUUACCACUGCCUGGGUGACAACGAAAACCGCCCUGUUAAGUGGCUUAGCCUUGAGGCCCUUAUCCAUAAACAGUUUACUCCUGCCAAUGAUGUGUGGAUGUUUGGUGUAUUACUGUGGGAGUUGACGACUUUGGCUCAACAACCAUAUAUUGAAGUUGACCCUUUUGAAAUGGCAGCGUACCUGAGGGAUGGCUACCGCUUGGCCCAGCCUCAAAAUUGUCCUGAUGAGUUGUUCGGAAUGAUGGCUUGUUGCUGGGCCCCCGCGCCCGAAGACCGGACCAGCUUCCCCCACCUCCUGUCCUGUCUCCAAGACUUUUAUUCAGCUCUUGGCAAAUACAUAUGAGUGUAUUUGUGUCUGUUACUUAGUUCACCAGUGAUACUAACUAGAAACGUCUUGGUAACGUGGAGAAUUAUUUAGUGACAUUUGAUGUGAAAAACUAAAAUGUUUUUGUUUUUUUUUAGCCUCGGAACAGUUUGUUAGUAACAGCUGUUGAACAUUAGGGCUUUGAAGUAUGCACUGAAAUAAUAAUUUUUAGCCGAUUUGUAUUGUUAAAGAAAGGAUAUCCAGAUUUUCAGUGAAAUGUUGCAGGACUGGUUAUCCUUUAUUGUAUUGUCAAGUAAGUCGACAGAAUCAAGGAGAUAAUAAGAUGUAUGUUACAAUUUGAAAUAUGCCUUCAUGCUAUGCCAGAUAAGUAUGUAAAUGCAGAUUCCCUGGGUAUGUAAAUUGUCGUGUUUGUGAAUAUAGUCAUCAUACACUUUUUCGGUUAUAAGUAUGUACUUGAUUUUACUUUUUUUUUUUUUUUUUUUUUUUUUUUUUUUUUUUUUACUUUGGUGCGGUCAGACAGACUGAGAUUGUUACUGUAAUAUUUCUAUAUUUCUUCUGGUUUUAUUCAUAUUCUGCCAGUGUAGGCACAUGUUUAAAAAGAUGUAGACCUCGCAUAAUACUAAUUUGCUAAUUUUGCAAAUUAAUUGUUUUAAAGGAAAUAUAAGUAAUCAAAAUUAUUCUCUCUCUCACACACACACACACCACACCACACCACACCACACCACACCACACCACACCACACCACACCACACCACACCACACCACA